CUUUUUGUUCGUCUCCCCAUUCAUGAAAAACAGCAUUACAUUAUAGACAACAUUUAGACAAGAAUAUUAAAGAAAAAAUACAUGGCGACGAGGAUGCAACGAGCCGCAAUAACUGGAUCAAAGACCUUUACUUUUCUUCGAUAUAGUGGUCGCUCACCACUCGGACAUACGACGACUAUCACAAGAACUCCAGUAGCUAGAUCAUAUCAACAUUUUCAAUAUUCAUCACUAAGACGUCGUGCAGCAGCGGUAACAGCAGGGGGGGGGAGCAAAGCCUCACCCAGCUCACGCGGUGGACGUAUCAUCGCUAGAACAACAGCUCCCUCACGAGCAAAUGUUAUUAGAUCCACCGCAGCAGCAACAGCCUCGGCUGUAAACCACAACCAUGGAGCAUACAGUGCAAACAACGUUGCAACGUCACAAGAUCAAGCACCAAGCAAUGUCAUCCAAGGAUUGGAUGUGGCAUCUACACCAGCUGUCGUUCCUGAGGACCCCUUUGGUGUCUUGCAGCCUCACCAUCCUGCUUAUAAAUUGCUUGCCCAGCCUGCACUGAUCAUGACUCGUCAGAUUGAGAUGAUGAAUGUACUUGUGGGAUUCGAGCAAGCCAACAAAUAUGCUAUUGUGGAUCCACAUGGAAACCCGAUCGGAUAUAUUGCAGAGGAAGAUACAACGUUUAUGAAAGCUAUGAGUCGACAGGUGUUUAGGACGCAUCGACCCUUCAAAGCAUCAGUGUUGGAUCUAGAAGGCAAUGAGAUAUUGAAAAUCCAUCGUCCGUUUGCAUUCAUCAAUUCAAGGAUUAUGAUUUCAACUCCCGAUGACCGAUUGAUUGGUGAAGUUCAACAGGAAUGGCAUUUGAUCCGCAGACGAUACAACUUGUUUACGCUCGAACAACCUGACCCAACGACCAUGUCACAGCACGAAGAUCAUACGACGACAGCCAUCUCGACCGAAAGAGAUUUGACGGGUCGAGGAUUGAACCGAGUUCAAUUUGCACAUAUCGAUGGUGGUUUCCUGGCUUUGGAUUUUGAAAUGCAGGAUGAGCAAGGACGAAACAUUGCGAGUGUCAAUCGAAAUUUUGUGGGGUUUGCGAGGGAGCUCUUUACGGAUUCAGGACAGUAUGCACUUCGAUUUGAUGCAGCAGUGAUUCAAGACUUGCAACAGCAACAGGGUCUUGGAGCUACACCUACUACAGCAGCCACGACGGAUCAAGAUUUGCAACAUGCCAAGGAGAUCCAGGCUAAUAAGGAUGAAAAGGCAUUGGCACAAUUGGAGAGCAGAGGUGGACUGACAUUGGAUCAGAGAGCCAUUAUGUUGGCUUGUGCUGUCAGCAUUGAUUUUGAUUACUUUUCAAGGCACUCUGGCAAUGGUGGUAUCAUGCCGAUUCCAAUGAUGAUGGGAGGUGGACAUGCUCCUGUGCCAAGUAACAGUGGAGACAAUCCCAUGGGCACAGUUGUGGGUGCAGGAGCAGGCGCAGGAGCAGGUCAUGUUCUUGGCGAUGCAACAGCAGGAGAUGUUACAGGCGGCGCAGUUGGCACAGGAAGUAUGCCUGGUACUCCGCCGAUGCCAUCUGCUCCUGCUCCUCCAGCCGGGGCCACCAAUGAGUGGGGAGAAGAAAUCUGGGCUGAAGAUGAUUCCUCACCCGGGGAUUCAGGGGACUCUUGGUUUGGAGGAGAAGAAGGAGGAGACUCUUGGCUUGGAGGUUGGUUCGAUGGCUUUGGUGGGGGGGAUUAAAGGAGCUUUUCUCUAGCCAAAAAGAAAUAAUACAUAAUUCAUAUAAACAUGAUAUAUAGAUAUAUAUAUAUACUAUUAAAAAAGAAUAAUUC
Molecule: messenger RNA, 1823 nt
Organism: Lobosporangium transversale
Lineage: Eukaryota; Fungi; Mortierellomycota; Mortierellomycetes; Mortierellales; Mortierellaceae
Product: Scramblase-domain-containing protein
Exons: 3
Coding region: 82-1731 (549 amino acids)
Biological process (GO): plasma membrane phospholipid scrambling
Cellular component (GO): plasma membrane
Molecular function (GO): phospholipid scramblase activity
Source: RefSeq, a predicted model, not a curated record